Molecule: messenger RNA, 2447 nt
Organism: Boleophthalmus pectinirostris (great blue-spotted mudskipper)
Lineage: Eukaryota; Metazoa; Chordata; Actinopteri; Gobiiformes; Gobiidae
Product: proteinase-activated receptor 1-like
Exons: 2
Coding region: 201-965 (254 amino acids)
Source: RefSeq, a predicted model, not a curated record
UGCAGGCGCACAGCACAGAGGUGACAGACAGACAAAGACAGAGAGAGGUAGAGAGUGUGAGGUGAGACAGAGGGAGGGAGGGAGAAAAAGACAGAGACAGAGAGAGAGAAGAGGAGAUCAUAACUAUCCAUUCUGAGUUUGGGUCAGGAGGCUGUGAUGGAACAACAUUACAACUAACCUAAUUCAAAAGAUACACUACAAUGAAACCACUCAACCACCCACUUCACAGAUCGUCCCAAGUGCUGCGCUGUCUCUGGUCCCUUGGGUGCUGGUUCAAGCCCUGUCCCGUGGGAGAGGGGGGUGUGUCUUCCUCUCGUUCGUGGCUUCGUGGGUUCCUCUUCCUCAAAGUGGUCACUCUUCUCCUCUUCCCCCACUGGACUGCCUUGGGUCUCAUUUUGGGAUGUCCCUUCAGCAUCAAAGCCCUGGUCCUACUCCUAUCUCCUCAAAUCUCCACCAAACCAACUACUGUCUUUCUUUUCCAUCUGGCUCUCGCUGACGCUCUGCUCAUGCUACACUGGAUGCUUCCCAUUGGACAUAAAAUUGCCAUAUGUUUUGGGGUGGACUUCAACAACUUUUUAACACAAGAUCUCCAAAUAUUAUGGUUAAAAAAUGCAUUUACCAUCUUCUCAAACCACCUUCUAGAUGCUCACCUUUUAGCUUCUUUGUUUUUCUUGGGUUUUGUCGGACUUGAAGCCACCAUGGUCUCCCGUUGGCCUCUUCAAACUCGUAAUAUCAGAACAUCCCAUUGGGCACAGCUGGGGUGUUCCCUGGUUUGGGUCCUGGUCCUGUCUGAACUUGUUUUGGUGAUUUUUUCAACAAUCCAAAAUACACAAACUCCGCCCUCUUUCUUCUCAUUGGACACACUGUCUUUCUGCCUGAGGAGAGUUCUGUGGCUGUAUGACUUAUGGGUCCAUUAUAACAUUAUUUAUCACAAACCACAGAAGAGAAGGAGCUCGUUCCAUUAAGACCAUAAAAUGUACACUGCGAAUGAGUGUUAUAUUGUAUAGACAUGGGUUUUGGGCCUAAACUGUAUAAAGAAGUGAACUAAGGGAGUGUGAUGUCACCCCUAGUAAUCGGCUCCAGUCAAAUGAGGCUCAUGAUACUAGCGUUUAUAAGGGCUGAUUUGGAGCCAGUUCCAUAUUAGGAAUUUAUUUACAGACAAAAUUGUGAAAUAAAAACACCAGGGUCAUGUAGACUUAGACUUUAUUUUCAAAAGAGAUGGGUUCAUAUGAGCAUUGCGAUGACAGUUUUUCAGUGUAAAGUCAAUUGGAGGCAGAGACGAUGGAGCUGGUAGCACCCCCAUGCUCACUUCGUCUUUGGAAUACGGCAGCUAGCAGGGUAGCUAUGUCCAUUUACAGUCUAUGGUUUCAGACAGAGUUACUGUCCAAAGAUGUAUCUUUGAAGGGAAGAGUAAAUAGAGUAGAGUAGAGGAAAUGCUUUGAAACAGUCUGGUGAACAGAUAGUGUGGGAACAGAUAAUGGAUAAACACAGAUGAACUCACAUGGGCCAUUAAGGAGCCGUUGAGUCUGCCAGAGCUAACCAGAAAUACUCAACUUAUAUCAACUAAAACCACACCAGAUGGUUACUGGUAUCUCUUUUAAGGGCCAAUAUUACUUUUAUUUAUUUAUUUUCUGAUCUAUGUUAUAAUGUUGUUUACUCAUCAAAAACAUGGAGUUAGAGUUUUGUUUCGUUUACACAUGUUUAAACACACAAUCCCUGAAUAUUUAGGCUAAAUUCUUCUCUCAAACAGAAAACACUCACUUUCACUAAAAUUAUUUUGAUCAUUUCAGCCCUGGGAUUGCCAAUCUCUACUGAACAAAAGGUAAAAGGAAGCUGUUAAAUUGAAAACCACUUUAUGUGUGAAUGAAAACAAAACACAUCUACAGAUAUGUUUUUAAGGUGUUAUAACAUGGCUUAAAGCUCACAAGAGUCAAUUCAGCAUAAUGUAGGACCUUCAAAAGGCAAAUUUGGAUGAGUGAUUUUGAGAUGCUAUGAACAAUAUCAUAAUAGUGGAACACAAUUAGGUAAAGAAAACACAAAACUGCAUGUAAAGGUUAAAUCUUUUAUUAAUUUUAAAAAGCCAAGACAGAAGUUAUAAGUUUCUGGCAACUGGAAGUGAGACAUGCCUUUUAUUUGUACUGCUCUGUCUUCAUUGUUGAGUUCAUUGGACAGUUUAAUAGGUUUCCUCUGAAGUCUAUCUGAUCUCAUUGGUUUUUAAGAGGAAACUCAACAUCACUCUGGUCUCCCUCUGAAACAUUAUGUCUAAACUAUUUAUCAACUUUGACAAUCUCUACAAAUGAAAAUGUUGAUACGAUAUGGUCUCUGUAAAGUUGCAUAACUUAUAAAACAUAUUUAUGUAACACAUCAAACAUGUUUAUUUAAUGUUAUUUAACUGUGUAAAAUUGUAUCAUUGUCAAUGUACUUAUAUUGUAUCAAAUAAACUAUAG